AUGUCGGCUUUUCCAGGUGGUCUGCCGCCAGACAUACAUCUACUGAUAAUGUCAAACAUCAACUGCCCCCGAGACCUCCGCUCGUGGAUAGCCGCAAACCCACAGGCUUUCAAGCAGGUCACUGACUAUAAAUCCGCAGUACUCGGGAAUUAUAUUGAUUGCAACCUGCUCCCCGAGUUGCUGGCCGUCGUAAGACUCCGACAAAUGCAUACACGAAACCCCGUAAAGCCGACCACCGACGAACUCGUCGAGUUGGUCCGCGAGUUGGUGGCCGGCAUUGGUCCACGUGCACCUGAUCAUUUAUGGCCCGAAGACAUUCGUUCUGUCCUAGGCCUGCUAAAGGUCAUCGAGGAGGUCUGCAUCGUACUCUCAGGGCUGUGGGUUCACGACUAUGAAAACACCGAGCAAUAUUACUUUCUACCCUGGCGAUUUUUGCCAUCCUCUCGCCGGAGUCAAAGCGAAUGGACAACCGAACCUGAUGAUGCGGAGAACCUCUUCUACAAACAACGCGCGGUGUUGUGCUUCGAGAUCUAUGUUCAGUCCCUAUAUCUGGGCAGAGCUCCGGAUGAAAGCAGCUCAGAGCUUGAAUUAUGCUGCUCUCUGGACAUGAUUCUUUGCACGUGGGAAUUAGAGGAAGGGCUCUUUCCCGUUUGGCAGUGCUUCGACAAGAUCGUCAAGUUCUUUUACCGCAGAUACGACGAGUACCUGUGGUUGGUCUUGCAUUGUUUUACGAGAUCCGACACAAAGCUUUGGACAAGCAGUCAGAGCACGCGAUACGACUUAUCAUUCGGCGAAACUUUCAUGGACACGGCUGUCCGUGAAACAAACGUCAAAAGACUUAGAAGCAAUACCCAACAAUACAAUUUCCUCCUUUGA
Molecule: messenger RNA, 876 nt
Organism: Colletotrichum gloeosporioides
Lineage: Eukaryota; Fungi; Ascomycota; Sordariomycetes; Glomerellales; Glomerellaceae
Exons: 2
Coding region: 1-876 (291 amino acids)
Source: RefSeq, a predicted model, not a curated record